AUGAAGGAAGAGAAGGUUGUGGCGGUGGUGGAGUCGUUGCUGGUGGCGCCGAGCGAGGAGACGCCUCGGCUGGGGCUGUGGCUCUCCAACUUCGACGUCACCGCCGCAAUGACACACACGGCGCUGGUCUACUACUACCCAGCCCCGGCGACCGUCUCGACAGACCGGCUCAGGGCGGCGCUGGCCAAGGCUCUGGUGCCGUUCUACCCGCUUGCCGGGCGGCUCGGCGUGGACGAGGGCGAGCGGCUGCAGAUCGACUGCCAUGGCGAGGGCGCGCUCUACGUCGUCGCAACGGCGGACUGCACCGGGGAGGACCUCUUCGGGAACUACGUGCCCUCGCCACAAGUCAGGCGCAUGUUCGUUCCGAUCGCCGACCCGCCCAGCCUUAUGUCCAUGUUUCAGGUGACGUUUCUCAAGUGCGGCGGAGUGGUGCUGGGCACGGCGAUCCACCACGUACUCAUGGACGGCAUCGGCGCGUUCCACUUCAUCCAGACGUGGUCCGGCUUGGCGCGCGGCCUCGACGUCUCCCAGGCAUGCCCUUCGCCGCCCUUCCACGACCGCACGCUCCUCCGCGGGCGGUCGCCGCCGCAUGCCGACUUCCACCAUCCGGCCUACUCCUCGGCGUACCUCGACGGCCCCCCGCGCCCCUGCGUCACCCUCGUCUACUCCGUCCCUCCAAAGCUCCUCGCGGACCUCAAGUCUCGGUGCGCGCCCGGCGUGUCCACCUACGGCGCCGUCACCGCGCACCUCUGGCGCUGCAUGUGCGUCGCGCGCGGGCUUGCGCCGGCCUCAGACACCCGCCUCCGCUUGACGGUCAACGUCCGCCACCGCCUGCGCCCGCCGGUCCCGCGCCACUUCACCGGAAACGCCAUCCUGCGUGACCUCGUCACCGUCAAGGUGGCCGAUGUUCUGGCCCAGCCGCUGGGAUACGUGGCCGACACCAUCAGGGAGGCGCUGGAGGACGUCGACGACGCGUACGUGCGGUCCGUGAUCGACUACCUGGGGAUAGAGUCCGAGAAGGGCAGCUUGCAGAAGGUGCCAUGGCAGCUCCUGCCGGAGUCUGAUCUGUGGGUGACGGCCUGGCUGGGGAUGCCCGUGUACGACGCCGACUUCGGCUGGGGCGCGCCGCGGUUGGUCGCGCCCGCGCAGAUGUUCGGCACCGGCAUGGCGUACGUGACGCAGCGCGCCCGCAGGGACGAGGGCGUCGUCGUCUUCCUGGCGCUGGAGCCCCAGUAUGUGCAAUGCUUUGAGGACGUCUUCUACAGCGAGUAA
Lolium rigidum is the source of this 1272-nucleotide messenger RNA. Its product is annotated as putrescine hydroxycinnamoyltransferase 1-like. NCBI's taxonomy places the organism in Eukaryota, Viridiplantae, Streptophyta, Magnoliopsida, Poales, Poaceae. The transcript is spliced from 2 exons. The record is from RefSeq and is a predicted model, not a curated record. Gene Ontology annotation, molecular function: acyltransferase activity, transferring groups other than amino-acyl groups. Bases 1 to 1272 code for a protein of 423 amino acids.